CCCCCUCCUCCUCCUUCCUCACCUCCUCACCCUUCUCCUCCUCUUCUUAGUCUCAUAACUCUCUUUUUUCCUUCACAUUCUCGCCUUUACGCUCCAGCAUCUUCAUCCAUGAUCUGACUCAGUGGUCUCUCUCUCUCCCUCUGUCUCUCUGCAUUGGGUUGAGGGGUGAGGGGUGAUGUGGAGGGGUGAGUAUGCAAAAGCCCCCCACCCCCACCCCCCUCCUCCUCCUCACAGGCAGCAUCCAUCUCCUCGCAGCCUUCAAUCUUAAAACUCGUGUGACAGCAGCUUAACCGGAGGCUAGACUUCGUCACGCUCCCGUGCAACCCCCCUCCUCCUCCUCCUCACCCCUGACGCUACCUCCCCCCACCCCUCCUCCCCUCCCCCUGCAACGCGACUCCUCUCCACUCACUCUGUAGCUUGUGAGACUGAAGGCAGCCUCGGUGCGUGGAGGGUGAGAGAGAAAGAGGAGAGAGAGAGAGAGAGAGAGAGAGAGAGGCUUUCCCAGAAUAGAGAAGCAGGAGGAGGUGAGAGGGAUGAUGAUGGAAGCCAGCUUCGACACUGAGGAGAGUUUUGAUGAUCCCUCCUGUCUCGCCCCGCAGCCCCCCGGCUCCGUCUCCCCGGCCAAGAGGCAGAUCAAGGAGGUCAAGGAGACCAAGAUCACCAUCAACUGUGUGACUUUCCCUCUGCCUGGAGAAGGUCCGGAGCAGCAGCUCCUCAAACCCAACGAAUGGAGCUACUGCGAUUACUUCUGGACCGACAAGAAAGACCCCCAGGGGACCACCUCAGUGGCGGGCUUCGAGGUCCUCCUGCAGAAGCAGCUGAAGGGCAAACAGAUGCAGAAGGAGAUGGCAGAGUUUAUCCACGAGAGGAUAAAGAUUGAGGAGGAAUAUGCCAAGAACCUUUCCAAGCUGUCCCUGAGCCCCCUGGCAGCACAGGAGGAAGGGACUCUCGGAGAAGCCUGGACACAGCUAAAGAAGAGUCUCCAUGAUGAGGCUGAGGUUCACCUCAAGUUCUCCAACAAGCUCCACUCCGAGGUGGAGAAACCUCUGCUGACGUUCAGAGGCGACAACUUCAAGAAGGACCUGAAAAAGUACGACCAUCACAUCGCUGACCUCAGGAAGCAGCUGGCGAGUCGCUACGCAGGUGUAGAGAAGGCUCGUAAAGCCCUGGCAGACAGACAGAAGGAUCUGGAGGUGAAGACCCAGCAGCUGGAGAUCAAACUCAGCAACAAGACUGAGGAGGACAUCAAGAAGGCCCGGCGGAAAUCCACACAAGCAGGAGACGACCUGAUGCGCUGCGUGGAUCUGUACAACCAAACCCAGUCGAAGUGGUUUGAAGAAAUGGUCACUACCAGCAUGGAGCUGGAGAAACUGGAGGUCGAACGGAUCGAGUGGAUUCAGCAGCAUUUACGUCAGUACACGACUCUACGACAUGAAACAGACAUGUUCAACCAGAGUACGGUGGAGCCGGUCGACCAGCUGCUGCAGAACGUGGACCCAGCCAAAGACAGAGAGCUGUGGGUUAAAGAGUAUAAAACUGGUGAGGUUCGGCCUGUGGAUAUGGACAUAUAAACCAUUCUGACCUGGGAUCAGCCCAUUCUGUCUUCAGUAUUAUAACACAGAGUCCCAGAACGCUUCUAAUAACACUGAUCCAGGGACAGUGCAUGUUCAGACUACAGAGGUCUGCUCAUCCUCUCCUCUGACUGGAAAAACAGGAUGAAAGGUUCAUACUUAACACAGUCUGAGGCCAGGAAACAGUAACGGAUCAAAGUACCAGCAUGUUCCUUCUAAAUUUUAACCCUAUCGUAAUCAACAUUAGCUUAUUGAAUGCCAUUUAACAUACUCUGCUGUUUACCUGUUGUAAAGUUUAGACUAUUAAAAAAAAAAAAUGUAUUUUGAAUCGUUUAGUUAAGUGUCAAUCAACACUUUUCCAGUUUGAGUACACCAAACAAACAAAAAAAAAGUGAUUAUUGAUAUUUCCCUUUAUUUUAGAUACAGAUAUUGAAGCAUAUCGAGAUCUUAGAAUGAAUAUGAUAUAUUUUCAUAUUUUGCUGGUUCAUUUUGGUGGAAAUGCAUGUUUUGAAUAUCUUGCUUUUACUGUAUAUGGAGAGCUGCACAAAUUUGUGGAACCAUGAUGGUUGUUUUGGUAUAGUCAUAGAAUUUACACAAGGUAUUCUCUAUCUUGUACGUGACAGAAUCAAUUUAGGAGCUUUCUCAGAAAAAAAAAACUUCGAGUGUACAGCAUUAAUAUCCAGUAAACCUCAACUGUUUUAAGAAAACACACACACAUAUACAGUGUUUUUUGGAAUGUGAAUUUGAUUAUGCUCGCCACAAGUCCCAACGUGUGGUCGAUCGGAUUUAGGCCAGGGUCUAUUUUGGAUCAGUCCGGAGGAAAAAGGUGGUCCAAGUUACACUGAAACACCUUUUAGUGCCUAACGGUUAUAUACCUGGAAUGUCCUUGAUAUAUUCUACUCUGCAUCAGUGUACAUUUGUACAUACAGGCUAGAUGUAUUUUGCUGUCAAAUGUUUAACAGGUCGGACCUUCGGGGCCGAUGAGGUGUUUGUACUGUACAAUGUUGUUUGUUUUAUUUUUGGUAAAUGUACAGAGAAUAUCUUUACAAUGGUGUUCGAUAAAAAGGGGCAACAUGCAGCAGAAAGCCAAAUUCACCCGAUCACAGAGAAGGUAGUAAAUCUUUCCAUAUGGAUUGAUCCAGUGGCGCAAAAGCCAGCUGACUCAUCCCAGUUGCACAAAUGCCGAUAAAUCACAUUUUAUCAAAGACUGCAUGUACAGUAUGUGUCCGUGUUUACAUGUAUGUGUGUGUCUGUCUUGUCUUUGUCUUUACAUUUUGUUGUUUGGCUGCAGCUGUUCUUUUCAAUUUCUCAAAGGGACGAAGCCAAUCAAAUAAGUUUGAAUCUAAAUCCAGCUGCUGAACGCGAGAAAAAAAUUGCUGUGAAAAAAGAAAUGAAUGCUUACCUGCCUUAUCACCAACACGCUGAUAAUUUGAUUUUUAGUUAAAUGAAGAAAAGUCAAUUUUAUUUGAAUCAGACAGAUUCAGAACCUUUCUUUAAACCCAAACGGCUUCAUGCGCAGGUUUUUAAAUAGCAUAUCUGUUGUAGAGGUUUUAUCAGUGUGUGUCAAUGUUGUGCGAUAAAUGUGACAAGUUAUUAUGUUCCAACUAAAUGUUCUUGACAACAAUCGCCGAUUUCACGAUGACGUAACGGUUGAGUUAACUGCCCUUCUGUGGUGAACAUUUUCAUAACGUGCAUUAAAUCCGGUGUUCCCGAUGUUUUAAGAAUGUUUGAUCAUUGGUGACCUCUGUCCAGACGGUGUACUGUGGAAUGCAGUGUCCAAAAUAAAUCUCCUCUUUGAAAAUUAAA
Lates calcarifer (barramundi perch) is the source of this 3377-nucleotide messenger RNA. It is a transcript of the gene gas7a, whose product is annotated as growth arrest-specific 7a. Gene Ontology annotation, cellular component: actin filament; cytoplasm; plasma membrane. The transcript has 10 exons. Gene Ontology annotation, molecular function: actin filament binding. The record is from RefSeq and is a predicted model, not a curated record. Gene Ontology annotation, biological process: neuron projection morphogenesis; actin filament polymerization. The coding region runs from base 534 to 1571 and encodes 345 amino acids. NCBI's taxonomy places the organism in Eukaryota, Metazoa, Chordata, Actinopteri, Centropomidae.